This is a messenger RNA of Doryrhamphus excisus (bluestripe pipefish), 1237 nucleotides long. It is a transcript of the gene gadd45bb, whose product is annotated as growth arrest and DNA-damage-inducible, beta b. Gene Ontology annotation, cellular component: cytoplasm; nucleus. NCBI's taxonomy places the organism in Eukaryota, Metazoa, Chordata, Actinopteri, Syngnathiformes, Syngnathidae. The record is from RefSeq and is a predicted model, not a curated record. Gene Ontology annotation, biological process: regulation of cell cycle.
CGUUUUCCCGGCAGCCAAUCGGAACACGCGGCUGGUUUCGGUCCCGCCCACCACCCCCUCUCCUUCGGGCUAAAGCUCUGCGAAGUGUCGCCACACGCGCCACUACACGCACACGACUGCACGCGAGGACUUUAGUCACUCUCAGCUGAUGUUUUUGUUGUUGCGAGAAUGAUUCCCGAGGAGAACUUUACUUCCAGCGUCAUGGAGAACAGGAUGCAAUCAGCAGGUCUGGCCCUGGAGGAGCUUCUAGUGACGGCUCAGAAACAAGACUUUCUGACUGUCGGCAUCUAUGAGUCGGCUAAACUCCUCAACGCGGACCCGGACAGCGUGGUCCUGUGCGUCCUGGCGACUGACAACGAAGACGAUGUGGCGCUGCAGAUCCACUUCACCCUGCUGCAGUCGUUCUGCUGCGACAGCGGCAUCACCAUCCUGAGGGUGUCCGGUGUGACGCGGCUCCGCCAGCUGCUCGGAGCUGUGGACGGCAACCGCAACCAGGAAGAGCCCAAAGACCUGCACUGCAUGCUGGUGACGAACCCCCAGGCUGAGCACUGUAGGCUCCAGGAAGUGGGGAUCUACUGCCAGGAGAGCCGCCGCAUGAACCAGUGGGUGCCUGAACUGGUCCUGCAGGAGCGUUGAAGUGCUCCCUAACACCACAGCAAAAACGGAGGAGCGCUUUCUGGGUUCACGUACAGAUGAUGAACUGUACAGAUGAAGAUGUUGCAGCUCUGCAAGGGGACGGCACAGCGUGGCCACGGCUGUCCCGAUUUAUGUGAGAGAAGCUGGAAUGAAGGACACACGACGAGCUUGGAGGAUCACAUUUCCAGACUAUUUGUUAUAUGCAGGCCAGGUUGUCCUGAGACUGUCUGUACUUUGUGCUGCUAAUCAGCUCUCGCCGCCUGCUCGGUGCAACAUGAGGGCUGCUGAGAGGAGAAAUUCCACACCCCAGCUGGUUUCUGGAGGGGCCGCGUGGUUUCUUGGAACCAGACAGGAAUGUCGCAAUGCUGAAACUAUGCCGAGCAUUCCUGUGUGUUGCUACGGCAUGGAAGAUUCCUUGCAGAGGAGUGUGCUUUGCAGUGUCAGAGAGGACUUUGCAAGAGGAAUUGACUCCAUGGAAACAGAAAUGGUGUUCACUUUCUGAGUAUUGGGUAUUGACACCUUGAUGAACUAGUGAAUAGUACAUGUAUUGUCUUUGUUGAUGGAGUUAUUUAUGCCUUCAACUCUUGUUAAUAAAUGAUUU